Oncorhynchus mykiss (rainbow trout) is the source of this 5474-nucleotide messenger RNA. RefSeq names its product receptor-type tyrosine-protein phosphatase zeta. Lineage: Eukaryota; Metazoa; Chordata; Actinopteri; Salmoniformes; Salmonidae. Gene Ontology annotation, molecular function: protein tyrosine phosphatase activity; protein binding. The record is from RefSeq and is a predicted model, not a curated record. Gene Ontology annotation, biological process: peptidyl-tyrosine dephosphorylation.
CACGCUCUCAAACACAUCUCCGUGUAGAACAGUCGCCCCGGAGAUACCGAAUAGAAGAGAAACUGGGACCACACAACUCCCACCAUGAAACAAUAGUGAAACCGUCACGCUUGCCGGGAGUAUCUUUCCCAGAACCAGACAUUACCUUUUUAUUGUCUCCACCGAGGCUGGUGAGGUUGAAAUAUGGAAACGGCUGCUUCAAGAUGUUUCCUAUUGCUCACUCAGCUCUUGCUCGUCUGUCAAUUAGCUGAACCUGUGCAAGGAUACGGACACCGGGCCCAGGCUGCCCAGCGCAAAUUCGCUGAUGACAUCGACUGGUCCUAUGCGGGGACUCUAAACCAAAACAACUGGGCCAACAAGUACCCAUCAUGCAGCAAUGCUAGACAGUCGCCCAUCAACAUCGAGGAGGAGCUGACACAGGUCAAAGUUCAGUUCCAAAAGCUGGAGUUUGAGGGCUGGGAGGAGGCGAUGUCUGAUAGGACCACCAUCAAGAAUGACGGCAAGACCGUGGCGGUGAACCCAGAGGGGGACUUCUAUGUGAGUGGAGGGGGGCUGAGGGGCAGGUUUAAGGUGGGGAGAAUCACCUUCCACUGGGGCCUCUGUAAGGCUUCCUCAGAGGGCUCCGAGCACAGUCUCAGUGGGGUCAAAUACCCCCUGGAGAUGCAGAUCUACUGUUAUGAAGCGCUUCACUUUGAGUCCAUAGACCAGGCCAUCAAGGACGGGGGCAGGAUCACAGCUCUCUCUGUGCUGUUAGAGACAGGCAUCGAAGACAAUGACAACUACAUGGCCAUUAUCGACGGAGUCAACAGUGUCAGCCGAUUCGGUAAGAGUGGGAUGGUGGGUCCCUUCUCUCUCCGUGGCCUCCUGCCCAACUCAACAGAUAAGUACUUCACCUACAAUGGCUCCCUCACCACCCCACCCUGCACUGAUACCGUGGAGUGGAUUGUCUUCAAGAACACUGUGGCCAUCUCCGACAGGCAGCUGGAGAUGUUCUGUGAGGUGAUGACCAUGCAGCAGGCAGGCUAUGUGAUGUUGAUGGACUACCUGCAGAACAACUUCAGGGAGCAGCAGCAGCAGUUCAUGGGACAGGUCUUCUCCUCCUAUACCGGCACAGAGGAGGUCCUCACUCCCAUCUGUAGUUCAGAGCCGGAGAAUGUGCAGGCUGACCCCCAUAACCUGACCAGCCUGCUGGUGAUGUGGGAGCGGCCGAGGGCGGUGUACGACGCCGGGAUAGAGAAGUACUCAGUCACCUACAGGCUGGCCCAAGGAGAGGACUCUGCAACCUUCCAGUACCUGACUGACGGAGACCAGGAUGUGGGGGCCAUGCUGCAGGACCUGAUAGCCAAUACUAGCUAUGUGGUGCAGGUGGUGGCCGUGUGCACCAACGGUCUGUACGGUCACAUGAGCGAGCAGCUGUCCGUCGACAUGCCCUUCGAAGACCCCGAGGUAACACCUUAUCCAGAUUCUACUGAAUUUGAAGGGGAAGAGGACUAUGGACCCUGGGCUAAACCAGGUGAAGAACUGGACAAUAACAUGGACUGGACAACCCAAAGCACUACGAGAACCAGGCCCACUUCAACCACUGCCCCACCCAGCCUCCCCUUGCCUGCUAUCAGAACCACCACCCCAUUUGUCCAGAGGAGAACCCCCACACCAGGCACUCCAUCCAGGACCACUCAACCCAACCGAGCACAGACUUCCACAGAGCAGAGUGAGAGGUAUCGUAGUACAACCAGAGCACCAGCAGAGGGUGCCGUCUCAGCAGGCAGCAGAGGCAGGGGAAGAACCCAGAAGUAUACCACUACAGUGACCACUCCGCAAUCACGCACUGAUGUCAUCAACACUUCAUCAACCAAGACCGAGAAGGGCAGAGGGGUGGCGUAUCCUGUGACCGUCCCAAGCGGAAAAGGCAGCAGUGUUUCCAUGGCCACCCCGCUCCCGGAAAGCCGGACCGUGGCCACUUCCGCCUCCUCCCUCUCUCAGGGAGAACCACCAUGGCCUACAAGUCCCAGCAUGCCCUUGUUUUCAUCCACUGCCUCCUCUUUCGCCGGGGCACUCUUGCAGACCACGCAGCCGGUGUUCAACGAGGCCAGUAACAGCAGCCAUGAGUCCAGGGUGGGUCUGGCCAGGGAGAGAGAGAGGAGGGCCAUGGUCCCUCUGGCAGUGAUCUCCACCCUCACCUUCCUGGGACUGAUCGUCCUGGUGGGAAUCCUCAUCUACUGGAGGAAGUGUUUCCAGAUUGCCCAUUUCUACAUAGAGGACAACACAUCCCCCAGAGUCAUAUCUGUUUCACCCACAUCCAUGCGUACAGAUACAGAUAAACAAGAAGCCCUUCCAGUGAAGCAGUUUGUCAAGCAUGUGACAGAGCUCCACCACACCAAUGCAUUCUCCAGAGAGUUUGAGAUAUUGAAAGAGUGUUAUGAGGAGGUGCAGGCGUGCCCGGUGGACCUGGGUAUCACCACAGACGGCUCCAACCAUCCAGACAACAAGAACAAGAACCGAUACGUUAAUAUCCUGGCCUAUGACCACAGCCGAGUAAGACUCUCAACCCAGGCUGACAAAGAUGGGAAGAGUGGAGAUUACAUUAACGCAAACUACGUUGACGGUUUCAACAAGUCCAGGGCCUACAUCGCAGCCCAGGGCCCUCUCAAGUCCAGCACCGAGGACUUCUGGAGGAUGGUGUGGGAACAGAACGUGGGCGUCAUCAUCAUGAUUACCAACUUGGUAGAGAAGGGACGGAGGAAGUGUGACCAGUACUGGCCCCUGGAUAGCCAGGAAGAGUAUGGUGGUUUCCUGGUGACGGUGAAGAGAAGUAAGGUUCUGGCCCACUACACCCAGAGAACCUUCACCCUCAGGAACACCAAGGUCAAAAAGGUUUCUCUGAAGGGGCGGAUUAACGAGCGAACCGUGACCCAGUACCACUACACUCAGUGGCCGGACAUGGGCGUGCCCGAGUACACUCUGCCCGUGCUCACCUUCGUCCAGAAGUCCUCCAAAGCCAGGACAGAUGACAUGGGGCCUAUCGUCGUGCACUGCAGUGCAGGGGUUGGCAGGACUGGAACCUACAUAGUGUUGGAUAGCAUGCUGAAGCAGAUCAAAGAAGAGGGCACGGUCAACAUCAUGGGCUUCCUCAAACACAUCCGCACACAGAGAAACUACCUGGUACAGACAGAGGAGCAGUAUGUGUUCAUCCACGAUGCUCUAGUGGAGGCCAUCUUGGGCAAGGAGACGGAGGUUCCCUCCAGUCGCAUCCACAGCUACGUCAACGACCUCCUGACCCUAGGGCCCUCCGGAAGGACACAGCUAGAGAAACAGUUUAAGCUGAUAUCCUCGUCCAAUGCCAUACAGUGUGACUACUCAGCAGCCCUGAAAGAGUGUAACAGAGAGAAGAACAGAAACUCCUCUUUAAUACCCGGUGAAAGGUCACGGGUUUGUCUGUCCACAGUGGCUGGAGAAACUACAUCAGACUACAUCAACGCCUCAUACCUCACGGGGUACCGGCAGAGCACUGAGUUCAUCGUGACCCAAAACCCGCUGGCCGGCACAGUGACAGACUUCUGGAGGAUGAUCUGGGAUCACAACGCUCAGGUCAUAGUCACACUGCCGGGAACACCAAGCCUGGCAGAGGGGGAGGAGCCAUAUGUGUACUGGCCCCGCAAGGAGCAGCCAAUCAGCUAUGAGGCGUUCACAGUGACCCUGCAGAGCGAGAACCACAUGUGUCUGGCCAACGAGGAGAUGCUGGUGGUGCAGCACUACGUCCUUGAGGCUACACAGGAUGACUAUGUUCUGGAAGUGAGGCACUACCGGGCGCCUCACUGGCCCAACCCGGACAGCCCCAUCAGCAGCACCUUUGAGCUGCUCAGUCUGGUGAAGGAGGAGAGCUCCUCCAAGGAGGGCCCCACGGUGGUCCACGACCAGGUUGGCGGUGUUACUGCGGGAACCUUCUGUGCCCUGUCUACUCUGGUGCGCCAACUAGAGGCGGAGAGCUCUGUGGACGUGUACCAGGUGGCCAAGAUGUUCAACCUCAUGAGGCCCAGGACCUUCACUGAUGUUGAGCAGUAUCAGUUCCUAUACACAGCCAUGCUGAGUCUGGUGGGCACACAGGAGGAUGAGAGGAUGCUCCAGUCCUCAGACAACAACGGAACAGUCCCAGGAGGCACCGCCAGCACAGCAGAGAGCCUUGAGUCCCUGGUGUAACCAUUUACAUUUUAGUCACUUAGCAGAAUAGGAGCAAUUAGGGUUAAGUGCCUUGCUCAAGGGCACAUUGACAGAUUUUGUCACCCUGUCGGCUUGAGGAUUCGAACCAGAGACCUUUUGGUUACUGGCCCAACGCUCUUAACAGCUAGGCUACCUGCCGCCCUAUGGCAACAGGGCCCCUAACUUGUCAGUAUGUAUUCUCGCCUAUCUCACAGUUUUCUGUUUUUAAAAACUGCAGCCUUACCUGUUUACCCUCUCUUCUGUUCUCCGUCUUUGAAUGCAUUUUCCAGACCGCUGGACAUGAUACCCUUUGACCUUGUAAUGUGUGCCUUUGUAUAUUCAUCUUGUAGCCUACUUGUAAUGGCUCUCAUACAAUUGAAGUCAACUUUUCUGAUGUUUUGUUGAUACUGCUGUCUUGAGAUAUUUGCUUUACUCUGUUUCAUAUUUAUUUUCAGUAAGCAAAAAAAAAAAGGGAACAUGCUACUUUUUACGUUAAACAUGUUUUGUUAGCCUAUUUUUUUGUUGAGUCAAUGCAUUGAGCAACUAAUUCUUCCGUCUAACAUUGAAUAUGCUAUUUUGUUUGUAGCAACAGUGAGCUUUUGAAGUCGAAAAUGCAUAAUGGUAUGAAAUAAUACAUCUAAUAUGUAAAUAAUAUUAUAGCAACCAAGUCAAUGGACCAAAUUUCUAUUUAUACUUCUAGAUUUUUAUAUUUUACUACAAUUUUUGUCAAUUUUUUAUGUAUGGCUGCAUUCUAAAAAUAACUUAGUCAAAAUAUUUUUUAUGUUUUAAUAUUAGUGUUCUGUAUUUUGUAACAUACUAAAUAUGAAGCAUGGGGUAUUGACACUUUUUAGCUGUACAUUAAACAUUGCUAGAGGAUUAGACAGGAUUAAACAAGUGAAAGAAAAUUCAAGGAAUGAGUUUUUGUAGUGUUCUGUAUUUCUUUUGUAGUGUUCUGUACAAUGAAGAGUUUGUAGAAAAAAAGGGGAGCGCUGAUAGAGUACACAAUAGUAGGUCUUUGUAAAUAGAAGGUGCUCUUUGGUAAAUUGGCCAACAUAAAGAAAGGAGGACCAAGGCCCUCUUCAUAUAAUUAAAAUGCCUUUAUUUGUAGGGCAUGUUCAAUGGAACAACGAUUUAUUUUCUUUUUUUACUCUGGCGCGUUUCGGCUGCAAUGGCCUUUGUCAGGGAUCCAUCUACAGUGCCUUCAGAAAGUAUUCACACCCCUUGACUUUUUCCACAUUUUGUUACAGCCCGAAUUUAAAAUGGAUUACGUUUAGAUU